This is a messenger RNA of Sinocyclocheilus grahami, 585 nucleotides long. RefSeq names its product dual adapter for phosphotyrosine and 3-phosphotyrosine and 3-phosphoinositide-like. The transcript is spliced from 6 exons. NCBI's taxonomy places the organism in Eukaryota, Metazoa, Chordata, Actinopteri, Cypriniformes, Cyprinidae. The record is from RefSeq and is a predicted model, not a curated record. The annotation marks the transcript as partial.
CUGGUAUCAUUAUGAUUUGUCCCGACAUGCAGCCGAAGCUCUUCUCCUUUCGAAUGGGGUGGAUGGGAAUUUUUUACUCAGAAACAGCAACAAAGGACCUGACUGGUUUGCUUUAUCUGUCCGAGCAAAGGAUUCAGUGAAACACUUUCAUGUCCGGCGGCAGUUUGGCAAAUAUUCCUUUGGCUUCAAUGAAUUUCCUUCCCUUCAGGAUUUUUGCAGUCACUUUGCCAAUCAGCCGCUGCUAGGCAGCGAGACAGGAAGCCUGAUAGUGCUACGGUUCCCAUACCCACGGCAGGUGGAAGAACCAUCCAUUUAUGAGACGGUGUGUGUGCAUACGGCCAUGCAGACAGGCCGGCAUGAAAACGACCUGGUGCCUAAUGCUCCAGCACUUGGCACUAAAGAAGGUUAUCUGGUUAAACAAGGAGCGAUCAUCAAGAACUGGAAGCAGAGAUGGUUCACACUGAAUAGAUAUGAACUUAAAUAUUUUAAAGAUAAAAUGUUUGUAGAGCCAAUACGAACCCUGGAUCUGACGGAGUGCUCUGCUGUGCAGUUUGAUUACAGUCAGGAGAGGGUUAACUGCUUCUG